Paecilomyces variotii is the source of this 2411-nucleotide messenger RNA. RefSeq names its product C6 zinc finger domain protein. Bases 321 to 2015 code for a protein of 564 amino acids. Gene Ontology annotation, molecular function: DNA-binding transcription factor activity, RNA polymerase II-specific; DNA binding; zinc ion binding. The transcript has a single exon. The record is from RefSeq and is a predicted model, not a curated record. Gene Ontology annotation, biological process: DNA-templated transcription; regulation of DNA-templated transcription; response to xenobiotic stimulus. Lineage: Eukaryota; Fungi; Ascomycota; Eurotiomycetes; Eurotiales; Thermoascaceae.
CCAUCUCUAAUGCUACGAGGAGUGCAUCACUUGCCCGAGCAACAGUAUAUGAUACAGGCUUUAGCAAUACGAGCUGCGCCUCUCUUUCAUCCCUAGAGAGCUUAAGUUCUGCGUUGAAGGAGAGAGAGAGGAGAGGCCAUGGGCUAGUCACAUGAUGAUCGCUAUAUGGACCUUGGCAUUUCUUGUACAGUCGUGAAUCGCAGCUCCGAGAGCUCCAUCUAUGCCGUUUGAGCACGGAAGAUCUCUCGGUAUCUGGCAUGGGUUCCUUGCUGGCUUCCUCAUCUCUCGCGCCGUGGAGUUAACUGAAGUUCUCCACCUCAAUGGCCACUCCGUUACACAAUACUGGUGGCUCGCCGUCGCCCCCAGCAGGGUACAUGCGACAGCGUUCUCGAAGAGCCUGUUUUCCAUGUAGGCAACGGAAGCGGAAAUGUGAUGGCCGACUGCCCUGCUUGACUUGUACAGGCUAUGGCUAUGAGUGUCGGUACAGUGACGAUGGUGAACGGAAAAUCCCCAAAAGAACCGCCUUGGACGAUGUUCUCAUGCCGGAGCCAGUCCACAAGGCGCCGCGUCUGCCUCAGCCCAGCACACAUUCCAAGGUCAAGAGUGCUCACCAUGGCAUCCUCGACCCGAACAAAUGGCGGUAUAUGAGCAGUGAUUCCGCCAUUGCAUUUCCUAGAGUUGUUGGGCUGGAUUUGCAGUCUGCUAAUCCGCCGCGUUUACAUUCUUUCGCAUACAAUACUGGCUUACGAUCUGAACCUGGCUGUACAGUCAAAUUUCAAUUCGUCGAUCUCAUAGCAUGGACUCAAGUCCGGGAGCUAAUCGAUAUUUAUGCUUCCACGAUCCACCCCAUAUUUGGAUUUCUGGAUGUGGAGCGCCUUUAUCGUCGAUGCGAGGACCAUUGGAACGGCAAGUCUCAAGGGCCAGGCCUUGAGGCCCUGAUCAGCGGCAUCAUCGGGUUGGCGUCUCUAUUUUCUGGCCUGCUGGCCACGGAUGUGGAGAUGCGAAUUGUCCUGCACGCUAAAGAGCUCUUGGAAGAUCCGUCACAUAGUCGCUUUCCUUCCAUUGAGCAAGUGGGUGCGUGGAUACUGCGGACAAUCUAUAUCCGGGCUACGAGCAGGCCCCAUGUCUCCUGGCUAUCAAGUUGCACUACCAUGCAUCUUGUUGAGGCGACUAGUUUGCACCGAGAAAUGGACCAGGUCGUUCUGAUGAGCGAUUCUCGUCAAGGGUAUCUGCAGGAGCAGUCUGACGUCCGGGAGCGGACCGCCAUGAUCGCACAUUGUCUGAAUGCUAUAAUUUCGUACGACUACGGGCGAUCAGCUGUGUAUAUUGGACCCUUGUCAUUUAACAAGAUUGUUCCUCGAGAUGGAGAUUUCUCGCUCCAUCUCUACGGUCUGGUUCGCGGCCUUCCCCGUGAUGACAUACAUGCCGAUCCUACUGCGAGGAAGUCAGAGCUGAUUGCCGCUCUCAAUUAUCUUCUGGAUGCCCCCACAGGGCAUGACUUUGUCACCAUCACACGAGCAGAGCUGUGCUUCUGCGUAUACCGCAGACUACGUCUCCUCGACAACGGCCUGAAACAGGAACAGAUCGAGCAAGUUAUCGCGGCUGGUACCGCUGCCCUACCUGCUGCGCGUCGAUUGAUGGCGUCGAACCACCCCUGGUGGAACGUGAUGAGCACGAUCUUCCAGUUUGUCUGCGUUUUGCUGGCUAUCGAUACAACCGAGAGUAUUGCCAGUGUUCCGGAUGUCAUGGAGACUCUCGAGAUAAUUACAACUCGUCUUGACACGCAUCUGGCCAAGGAGGCGGCCCAUACUGCAAGAAUCCUUGUCUGUGCAUCGCUAGAAAAGAAGAGAAAGGGAAUCGCCAUCCUUGAGCGCAUCGCGGGGACCCCGGACGUCGGAGACGAUGCCAGUAAUGCUGAAAAGCGGUGGAUGUUCGACGAGACAGACUGGGAUUCGUUUCUGCAGCCACCUCCGGCAACCCAAUUUCUUGACAUCGACUUUCACUUACAGAUGUGACAGGGUUGCUACAUUGACGAUGGCCUUUUGUUGAAAGAAACGCUUGACAAAUUGCAUCUUGCAAGACAUGCUUCUCAGAUGAUUCCUAGAAGACCCGGGCAUCGUUUGGAAAAGGAGGACAUUACGGUCAAUAGUCUAGCAUUAGCACGAGCACUGCCAAGACCAGAGGAAACUGAAGAUGCGCGGUAGACUUGACGACGUCGAGGCUCGAGUCCUGGGUGACUGAUAUGCAUGAACUGGAUAUCCCAACUGCAAGUGUCGUCUGAAUUCGGCGUUUUACAAUAAUCUUUCUCUUUAAUAGUCAGUUGAGUUAAGUUAGACGAAUCGGGACGUGUAUGACUAAGCCGACUGAGCGGACGAGCCCGCGGAUGGCCCGGAAUCAAAGACAAGGAGAGA